Thyridium curvatum is the source of this 1236-nucleotide messenger RNA. RefSeq lists its product as uncharacterized. The transcript is spliced from 4 exons. Gene Ontology annotation, biological process: cellular response to oxidative stress; protein phosphorylation. Bases 1 to 1236 code for a protein of 411 amino acids. Gene Ontology annotation, molecular function: calcium/calmodulin-dependent protein kinase activity; ATP binding. The record is from RefSeq and is a predicted model, not a curated record. Lineage: Eukaryota; Fungi; Ascomycota; Sordariomycetes; Thyridiales; Thyridiaceae.
AUGCUCAACCGCCUCCACGGGCAGCCCGAGAGUUACGACAAGAAGUCGAAAUAUCGAUUCGGAAGAACCCUAGGCGCAGGCACAUACGGUAUCGUCAGGGAGGCGGACGGCCCUAACAGCAAGGUGGCUAUUAAGAUUAUCCUCAAGAAAAAUGUCAAGGGCAACGAGCGCAUGGUGUACGACGAGCUGGAUAUGCUCCAGCGACUCCAGCACCCUCACAUUGUCAAGUUUGUUGACUGGUUUGAGUCGAGAGACAAAUAUUACAUCGUCACCGAGCUGGCGACUGGCGGAGAGCUGUUCGACAGGAUCUGCGAGCAGGGGCGAUUUACUGAGAAGGAUGCUUCUCAAACCAUCAGACAGGUGCUCGAAGCUGUCGACUAUCUACACAGCAAGAAUGUCGUGCACAGAGACCUGAAACCAGAGAACCUGCUCUACCUCAACCGGAACCCGGACUCGGACCUCGUCCUCGCCGACUUUGGCAUCGCAAAGAUGCUCGACUCCAAGGACGAGGUCCUGACGACCAUGGCCGGCUCCUUCGGCUACGCCGCGCCCGAGGUGAUGCUCAAGAAGGGCCACGGCAAGCCCGUCGACAUGUGGUCGAUGGGCGUCAUCACCUACACGCUGCUGUGCGGCUACUCGCCCUUCCGCUCCGAGAACCUGCAGGACCUCAUCGACGAGUGCUCCUCGGCCCAGGUCGUCUUCCACGAGCGCUACUGGAAGGACGUCUCGCAGGACGCCAAGGACUUCAUCAUGCACCUGCUGCAGCCCAACCCGGACGACCGCUGGUCGUCGGGCCAGGCCCUCGCGCACCCCUGGCUGCGCGGCGAGAGCGCCACCGACCACAACCUGCUGCCCGAGAUCAAGGCCUUCAUGGCCAAGGCGCGCCUCAAGCGCGGCAUCGAGCUCGUCAAGCUCACGAACCGCAUCGAGGCGCUCAAGAUGCAGGAGGACGAGGACGCCGACCACUCGGACCUGCCCGGCGACGCGACGUGGGCGGCCGACCAGUCGCGCAAGGCGGCGGGGUCGGGGUCGUCAUCGGCCGGUGCGGACGCGGCGGCGGCGGGCCAGGAGGGCGGCGGCGGCGCGGGCAAGCGCAACCUGUCCAAGGCGAUCAAGGGCGCCAUCUUCCGCGAGGUCGUGCUGGCCAAGGUGCGCGAGAUGAAGCAGCAGGAGCAGACGCUCAAGGCCGCCGAGGAGGUGGAGAAGGAGGUCAAGCGGCGGAGCUUCCACGGGUGA